AAACGAAAAUGACAAGAGCAUUUAAAUAGCAGCUCGGUGAGUGUGAGCGGCAGUGAGCCUGGGACAGACACCGGCUGAUCAUAGAUGGAUGCUUCCUGGAAAGCUUGAUGUGGGUGUAUAUCAUGUCGACUGGAUUUCGGUCCUAAAGAAUUUCAGAAAUCAUCAGUGUUACCAGUUACAUUUCAACAACUACCACAUGCAAGACCAUGGAAAGACUGUUUGGGAGAGUGCUGACUGAUGGUCCUGAUACUGGCCAAAAUGAAAUUGCUGGUGGAGGCAGAAGGAGAAGACAAGGAGGUGCACAAGGAGACAGGGCGAGAGGAGCGGAGGGCAGAGGAAGAGCACAAGGUCGUGAAAGGGAGGAAAUAGAUGGAGGACGAGGAGGAGGAGGAGGAGGAGGGAUGCGUGGGAGAGGCAGAGGAAGAGGAGGAGACCCAGGAAGAGGGGGUGAAAGAGGUGUAGGAAGAGAAGGUCGGGGUGGAGCAGGAGAUGCUUGGGGGAGAGGCAGAGGAGGAAGAGAAGGAGGAGGAGGAGGAGGAGGAAGAGCAGACUUAUGGAGGGGGGGUGAAAGAGAUGUAGGAAGACAGGGGGGAGGAGGAGGCAGACAUAGAGGAGGAGGGAGGGGGAGAGGUGGAAAUAGAGGAGAAGGGGCAGCACAAGAGAUAGGUGGGGUAAGAAGAAAUAGGGAGCAAGGUGCAGCUGAAGGUGAAGAAGAGGGAGGGGGGGUGGCAAGAAUGGGUGUACGGAGAGGAGGACGUAGUGUAGACAGAAGAGGAGGUGAGAGAAGAGAUGGUGUGGGAGACAGGAAUGGAGGGAGAUCAAAGUCUACAGGUGAAGCCAGAGCACCGCGAGGUCCUGGCCUGGGCUUUAAAGCACUGGAAGAACUCUCUGAAAAAGAACCAUCUACAGUGGCCAUCACCCUGUCCACUCACCCUGCCCUACAAGGUAUUCUGAGUGGGACAACAAUGAGGAAGGACCUUGUCGAACUUCUCUGCCUGGUGCUGAGUAAAGCCUUCAGAUCACGGACAGAGAGGAGCACCCUACAGCACCUGGCUGGUAUCAUAAAAGAUUCAGGAUUUUUCCGCAAUGUCCUGCCCUACUAUCUGGUGGGCAUGGAGUCAGAGUACAACCUUGAUCGCAGGGCACAGUACCCACAACACCUGGAGAACAUCCUGGCUAUUCUGUCAGAGGUCCUCAGCACAUUCCCUGGUAGCACAGUCCAGACAGGGAGAUUGCUACUGACACAGCUCCAAGCCUCCAUCAACAGCCUGAAAACAUCAGGAGUGGAAAUCAACCCUCAAAUGGAGGAGAGCCUGGAGAAUCUUCAGGGCCUGAUGAGGCACCUCCAGGAGAGAUCCAGGGAGGGUACCCUGCGCUCAAACAGGGACACGUACGCCCUCCUACCCACUGGAGGUGAUAACCCAGCUGAAGAAGAGCAGCAAGAUUUCAGGACCAUACCCAUUUACCCAACUCCUGAGGAGUUCCACCAUGACUACAGGCCCUUCCUCAGACCAAACCUCAUCACUCAGCGCUACACAAACACCCACCUCUACCUUGACACGCACUUCCGACUGCUAAGAGAGGACUUUGUGCGGCCACUACGUGAAGGCGUCCAGCAAUUGCUUUGGAACCAAAUGGACAUGGGAAGGACUGAUAAUCCACUGAAGAAGAAGCGCUUCGAUGAUAUCAGAAUAUAUUUUGACACACAACUGGUGGCGCCCAAAUGCACUCACACUGGACUUGCCUACCUAGUCCAGUUUGACAUUCAGCCACUUAAGUUUGUGCGCUGGCAGAACUCCAAGAGGCUGAUCUACGGUUCCCUGGUCUGCCUGUCUUGUGACAAUUUUGAGAGCUUCUUAUUUGCCACAGUGUCAGAUCGAGAUCCCAAAUACCUGCAGAAAGGACAGGUCCAGAUUACCUUUACUGAAGAAAGCAGAUUCAAGUUGGCCAGAAUUGAGAAAAAUCAAUUGUUCCUGAUGAUUGAGACCACUGCAUACUUUGAGGCCUAUCGCUAUGUCCUAGAUGGUCUACAGGAGCAGCAGGAGGACGAGCUUCCCUUUCAGAGGUACAUCGUGGAGUGCAACACAGAUGUGCAUCCCCCAGCUUACCUGCAAAGAAGAGAUACAUAUGACCUGUCAUCUGUCGCUGAUCCUGACUAUAAGGACAGUGUACAGCCCUUUCACAGCCUGCGGGAAGAGGCCUGGCCGAGAAUGGAGGAACUGGGGCUGGACGAGUCUCAGAUGAAAGCCUUCCAGCUGGCCCUCACAAAGGAACUGGCCAUCAUACAGGGACCUCCUGGCACAGGAAAAACCUAUGUUGGGCUUAAGAUUGCUGAGGCUCUGUUGACCAAUCAGGAUCUUUGGAAAGACAGAUUUGGUAAAGGUCCAAUGCUGGUAGUUUGCUACACUAACCAUGCCCUGGAUCAGUUCCUUGAGGGUAUUCAUAAAUUUCUGCAAAAGGGCAUCGUGAGGGUAGGAGGCCGCAGCAGCAGUGAGAUCCUUAAACCUUUUAAUCUAAGGGAGCUGACCCACUCACCUGGCUUCAAACGUUCGCUGCCGUCACACCUGCGUGUUGCAUAUAAUGAGAUCUACAAGCAGCUGUGUCAGGAGGAGAGGGAGAUCCAGAAUCACAGUACGCGGCUGGAGUGUUCUCUGAAAGGCAUUCUGCGCGAAUGUUUCUUACAGAAGUACAUUUCAUACAGACACUGGGACAGUCUGCAAGAACUACCUACACAGGAUGAAUUUGAGGUUUGGGGUGAAAGGAAGAAGACCAGCCUGAUAAUGGAGUGGUUGGGUUUGGGUUCCACCACCUUCCUGCAGAGGGAGACAGAGAAUGCAAAUGGAAAUGAAGAAGCAGCAGAGGAGGCGAUGGAGCUGGAAGAAGACGACCUCAUUGAAAUCGCAGAGGAAGCAGAUCUGAUCCAGGCAGAGCGGAUUAUUGAAGACAACACUGAUCCCAGAGGUGGUAGAGAUGGCAGAAAGAAGGGAGACAUGGAGGAGGCUGUCAGAGAAGUAGAAUACCUGAUGCUGGCUAUGAACUUGGAUAAAGCUGAAACAUGGGCUAAACAGAGCGAGGAGGAAUUUCAGAUGCAACGGGCCCAGAAGAAAAAGAUGAAGAACAAAAUCAGGAAAGAGCUGGCGAAGAGUUCAACUAUGACUGAAACAGAGGAAGAUAAUGUCUUGGAUAUUUGGACCCUUAGCCUGCCAGACAGAUGGAAACUCUAUCGGUUGUGGGUUGCUCGCUACAGGACAGAACUUCGUGCCAAAGUCCUGGAGUUUGAACAGGCCUAUCAGAAUGCAGCGGACAGGUUGGCUGAUGUAAAACGUCACGAGAGCCUCUUUCUCCUCAAGGAAGCAACGGUUAUUGGCAUGACAACAACAGGCGCAGCCAAGUUCCGUAAGGUUCUGCAGGACGUGCGUCCAUGUCUGGUGAUUGUAGAAGAGGCUGCUGAGGUUCUUGAGGCCCACACGAUCACCACACUGAGCCAAGCAUGCCAACACCUCAUCCUUAUCGGAGACCACCAGCAGCUGCGCCCCAGCGCCACUGUGUACGAACUUGCUAAGAACUUCCACCUGGAGAUGUCCAUGUUCGAGAGGCUGGUUAAAUUGGGACUUCCGUUUGUCAGACUCAACUACCAGCAUCGUAUGAGGCCAGACAUUGCCCGUCUUCUUACCCCGCACAUUUACUCAGAGCUGGAAAAUCAUCCUUCUGUGCUGGACUAUGACAACAUCAAGGGCCUCAAUACCAACUUAUUCUUUGUGGAGCACAACUACCCAGAAGAAGAGAUCAAAGACGGAAGAAGCCAUCAGAACCAACAUGAGGCAAAGUUUGUAGUUGCCCUUUGCCGCUAUCUUCUCUUUCAGGACUACAAACCAGAGCAAAUUACCAUCCUCACAACCUACACAGGCCAGCUCCACUGUCUGCGCAAACUCAUGCCUGCCAACCAAUUCACAGGGGUCAAAGUGCACGUUGUAGACAAGUACCAGGGAGAAGAGAACGACAUUGUCUUGUUGUCUCUGGUCCGCAGCAACCGACAGGGUAAAGUUGGCUUUUUGAACAUUCCCAACCGUGUCUGUGUAGCCUUGUCUCGUGCCAAGAAAGGGCUUUACUGUAUUGGCGACAGUAAAAUGCUGGGACAAGUCAAACUGUGGAGCAACAUCUUCUACACCUUGAGAGAGAAGAACCAGGUUGGAAAUGCUCUGACCCUCUGCUGUCAGAAUCAUCCAGGUCGACAGAUAAGCGCUUCACAUGCUGACGAUUUUCAACAAGCCCCCGAGGGGGGCUGCACCCAGCCUUGUGACUUCCGUUUGGAUUGUGGACAUGUUUGCUCAAGUGUCUGCCACCCCUAUGACCCUGAGCACAAGAAGUACAAGUGUGCCAAGAAGUGCCAGAAGAUUUUAUGCAAUGAAGGACACAGGUGCACAUUUGUAUGCCACAGACCAUGCCCAGAGAAAUGUCCAGUGAUGGUUGAGAAGAUCAUACCCAAGUGUCAACACAAACAGAUGGUUCCUUGCCACCAGGACCCAGAGACAUUUAUAUGUCAGGAGCCUUGCCAGAAGAUGCUUUACUGUGGACAUCCAUGUGAUUCAUUGUGUGGGGAACCAUGCACCAUUAAUUGCAAGGUGAAGGUCAACUUAAAACUGAAGUGUGGCCACAUCCAGCAAGAUGCUUGCUUUUACAGACUACAGACAGAGGAUCCUGAAUGUAAGACCCCUUGUAAUCAUCAGCUAAAAUGUGGCCAUGCAUGUCGCGGUACCUGUAGCAAGUGUUAUCGAGGACGGUUCCAUUUCCCAUGUUUUCACCAGUGUGAGCGUCUCUUGAUUUGCUCCCACAAGUGCAGGGAGCCUUGCACUCGUGAUUGCCCUCCCUGUAGGAGACCAUGUGAGAACCACUGUGUUCACAGCAAGUGUACAAAGCCAUGUGGACAGCCCUGUGCUCCAUGCAUUGAGCCCUGUGCCUGGCAGUGCCCUCACCAAAGCUGCAGUAAACUUUGCUCCGAGCCAUGUGAUCGUCCACCAUGCACUGAGCCCUGUGCCAAGACCCUGGAUUGCGGCCACCCAUGCAUAGGUCUCUGCGGAGACAAAUGUCCAGACAAAUGUCGCAUCUGUAAUCACGAUGAGGUCACAGACAUUUUCUUCGGCACUGAGGAUGAACCUGAGGCUUACUUCAUUCAGCUACAGGACUGUGGACACAUCCUUGAACACGCAGGCAUGGACACAUGGAUGGAUGACAACCAACAGGCAAAUGAAGGAGAGCAGGUGGCCAUAAAACUGAAGGAGUGUCCGAAGUGUCGAACUCCUAUCCGCAAAAAUCUGCGUUAUGGAUCUCACAUCAACAGCAGGUUGGCUGAAAUAGAGAUGGUAAAGGUGAAGAUAAAUGGUCAACAGACAGAUAUCGAAAAACACAGGAAGUCCCUUCAGAAUCAGUGGAAGGAGAACCUUCUCACCAAUAAAAUGAGUCAGCAAAAAGAAUACAUGGAUAUCAAGGACCGACUGGGAAAAUCUUAUCUCACAGCAAAUGAUCUAUGGGUUGUGGAAAACAAGAUGGAUUUCCUCAUAAGGGUUGCAAAGCUAAAACAGUUCCAAAAGGAAAACAUGUUACUCAGGCAAACCUCCAAAUUAGAAAAGUAUAUUGAAGAGUUUUUGCACUGGCUCAACAACAGCCACCAAAAAUUCACAGAGCAGCAAGUCUUUGAUUUACAGAGAGAGCUACAGAGACUCACUCUCCUGACUGAACUCAACGCCCGUUGUGAUAAGGCAAACAAGAGAGGACAAAGUGCCAAAAUUGGGUCUGAGGCACAAACAAUGAGAAAGGUUUUGGAAAAGUCUGGCCAAUUCACUGAACAAGAUGAACACAUCGUGAAAGAAGCCAUGGAGGAACUAGACAAAAAGCUUCCACUCACAGGCUUGGGGAUCAGUGAUGAAGAGAGAAAGAUGAUCGUCUCGGCAAUGAAAAUGCCACCUGGACACUGGUACAAAUGUCCUAAUGGUCAUGUGUAUCUUAUAACAGAGUGUGGAGGUGCUAAUGAGAGUCGAACCUGCCCUAAUUGUGAUGCUACUAUUGGUGGAGCCAAUCACACACUGGCAAGUGGCAACCAAGUCGCCACUGAGAUGGAUGGGUCACAGCACCCUGCUUGGUCUGAAGCCAACAACCUUCUAAACUUUGGUCAACAUAUUUGAAAGCCAUCUGGAGAGAAGUUUGUUGUUACUGCCUCACUUUCAGAGCAGUAUCAGGUUAUGGUUUUACUGAAAUGACCCCACAAUUCAUCCUGGACUGGGAGGGAUCUCUACAAAAGUUACUUUACUCACUUGAGAUAUGGAUGUGUGACCAUAUAUAUAUUUCUUUUGCAUUAAAUUGACAUUUGAACCCUUUUAUUACACUUACACACUUUAGUCAUUUUUAUGAGUGUUUUAAUCAACAUCCCACUGUAUUGAUUUUUUUCUUUUUUGCUUGUUUAUACAUAUGGGAAGUGGUUUAAAAAAAUGCUUUUGCAUACAUAAAUUAUGUAUCAAGGACGUGAUUCAUGAGUUUUCAGCGUCAAACAACUGAAUAAUUUAAAUCUUUCACAUGUUCAAGAGACAAGAGACUGUAACAGUUGUCCUAUGUUGUACUAUUGCUAAACAAUAGGUGGCAGUAAAACACUGUAAAAGAAAAUACAGAUAAAUGAUUUGAUAGAUAUGCUUGCAGCUUGCUCAAAUCGAAUAAAAUGUACCUGUCUAUAUAAGCACAUUCUUGUCUUAAUUUUACACUCACACACCAUUAAAAAAAAAUACCAUCA
Larimichthys crocea (large yellow croaker) is the source of this 6778-nucleotide messenger RNA. RefSeq names its product zinc finger, NFX1-type containing 1 (gene znfx1). Lineage: Eukaryota; Metazoa; Chordata; Actinopteri; Sciaenidae. The record is from RefSeq and is a predicted model, not a curated record. Gene Ontology annotation, biological process: regulatory ncRNA-mediated heterochromatin formation. Gene Ontology annotation, cellular component: nucleus; nuclear RNA-directed RNA polymerase complex. The transcript has 19 exons. Gene Ontology annotation, molecular function: zinc ion binding; helicase activity. Bases 207 to 6179 code for a protein of 1990 amino acids.